CAUCCAGCCUCCGCGGCGCUCUCCCCGCAUCGGAGAACUCAGGACUACCCCUUCGGUGAGACGGAUGGAGACCGAGCCCCUCCGAGGACCUGCUCCAGCGGUUCUGGCUCGCGCGGCUCAAGUCAUCACCGUGAACAAGGGACCCUAAAGAAUGGCCGAGCCUUGGGGGAACGAGUUGGCGUCUGCAGCUGCCAGGGGGGACCUAGAGCAACUUACUAGUUUGUUGCAAAAUAAUGUAAACGUCAAUGCACAAAAUGGAUUUGGAAGGACUGCGCUGCAGGUUAUGAAACUUGGAAAUCCUGAGAUUGCCAGGAGACUACUACUUAGAGGUGCUAAUCCCGAUUUGAAAGACCGAACUGGUUUCGCUGUCAUUCAUGAUGCAGCCAGAGCAGGUUUCCUGGACACUUUACAGACUUUGCUGGAGUUCCAAGCUGAUGUUAACAUCGAGGAUAAUGAAGGGAACCUGCCCUUGCACUUGGCUGCCAAAGAAGGCCACCUCCCUGUGGUGGAGUUCCUCAUGAAGCACACAGCCAGCAAAGUGGGGCAUCGGAACCAUAAGGGGGACACCGCCUGCGACUUGGCCAGGCUCUACCGCAGGAAUGAGGUCGUUAGUCUAAUGGAGGGAAACCAGGCGGAGGGAGCUUCAAAUUUGCAAUGAAUAUGGGGAGGGCUCUCCCACACUGCCUUCUAUUUUGUCAGUUAAUUGGUUGCCUGUCCUAUAUUACUUUCACUUGUUAAAAUUCAGUUUUGUCAUAUUUUAAACAGCUAGUUCAAUCUUCACAGGAUGCAAAGUGGAAAUCUUAGUCAGAUUUAUGAAUAUAUUUAAGCAACAUCCUUUUCACUUGCAAAAUCCUGAGUUCUAACACAUAACUGCAAAUAGCUUUGGCUUUCUCCUGAGUAUGUUAUCUUGCCUUGACUUUUUCCUCGCUUCUCCCUUUGUCAGUCUCAAAACCCAACUUAAGAGACUUUGUUUUAAAAAUGUUUUGUCCUGAUACUUCUUUUGCCUAAUUAAAACACUUUUUCAAAACAGGA
This is a messenger RNA of Lutra lutra (Eurasian river otter), 1032 nucleotides long. RefSeq names its product cyclin dependent kinase inhibitor 2C (gene CDKN2C). Gene Ontology annotation, biological process: regulation of cyclin-dependent protein serine/threonine kinase activity; negative regulation of cell population proliferation. The transcript has 3 exons. Lineage: Eukaryota; Metazoa; Chordata; Mammalia; Carnivora; Mustelidae. The record is from RefSeq and is a predicted model, not a curated record. Gene Ontology annotation, cellular component: nucleus. Bases 152 to 658 code for a protein of 168 amino acids. Gene Ontology annotation, molecular function: cyclin-dependent protein serine/threonine kinase inhibitor activity; protein kinase binding.